UUCCUCAUAAGGAAGAAGGAUAGAAAAAUACGCUUAAUCAAUUCAGCUACCCAGAUCAACAGAGUCACACUUCAAAACGCAGCCUUACCUCCAGCAGGAGACAAGUUUUCAGAAGACUUCGCCAUAUACCAGCUUCUCUCUCUGCUUAACUUCUUCUUAAGGUAUAACUAA
Molecule: messenger RNA, 171 nt
Organism: Colletotrichum gloeosporioides
Lineage: Eukaryota; Fungi; Ascomycota; Sordariomycetes; Glomerellales; Glomerellaceae
Exons: 1
Source: RefSeq, a predicted model, not a curated record